Rana temporaria (common frog) is the source of this 2923-nucleotide messenger RNA. It is a transcript of the gene FAM110C, whose product is annotated as family with sequence similarity 110 member C. The transcript has a single exon. NCBI's taxonomy places the organism in Eukaryota, Metazoa, Chordata, Amphibia, Anura, Ranidae. The record is from RefSeq and is a predicted model, not a curated record. The coding region runs from base 117 to 1028 and encodes 303 amino acids.
UCCGAUAAGCAGAGUGCAGAGCGGUGAUCGUUGACAUAUACAGAGCGCUGUACCUGGGAGCUCCAUCAUCAUUAUCACCCUCGUCCUUAUAGCGAUCAGUACCGGGCAGCCGCGCUAUGCCCACUGACAUCAUGAACGCAGUGAGGAUGCAGCCCAUCUCCCAGCUGCAGCACCAUAGCCCGGUGCUGCCCAUCAGACUGCUGACCCGGGGCCCCGAGUACCUCCGGCGGCAGAUAGAGAACGGCACGCCGCGGUCCAGCCUGAGUGCGGUGGAGAGACUGGCCGCCGACAAGGCCAAGUACGUGAAGAGCCCGGCGGCGCAGCAGGUGGUGGCCGGCGGAGGCAGCUCGUUAUCGGAGAGCAGCGGCGGGAGCACUACCAGCUCCGGGGGAAGCAGCAGCAGAAAGAGCCGCCGGGAGGAGGUACCUACCGGCCCCGAUCAGCCCAUCAGACGCGGCAGCAGCAAGAGGCUCCUCCGGCCGGACUCUCUACUCAUCUACCGGCAGAAGAACCGGGCGGACGGGCCCGCGGAGGAGGCGAGGACGGGGCUUGUGCGGAGGCUCUUCCUGGGCGGGGUAAAGGAGAAACCCCCGGCCCCAGCGGCGCCCCCUGCUGAUGACCACCGCUCUAGGACCACUGGACUGCACCGCUCCCAGUCGGACAUCAGCUCCCGCUAUUCCCGCUCCUUCUCCGACUUCGAAACCUUUUUCAAGUACUGCGGCCUGGAGCCGGAGGUGGUGGACGAGCUGGGCAGGGAAAGGUUUGUGCCCGCCCCCGAGGAGGCGCUGGACGGGCAGUACCGGAUCCGCAGCGCCAGCGUGGCCACCUCGGACAGCGGUUUCAGCCGGAGGAGCGGGGAGGGCAGUGCAGGGGGCAUUCAGGAGGACGAGCCACUAGGCGGGCAAAUCCCUGGGGUGGGCACUACCGCCAACACGUCGGUCAUCGAACGCAACGCCAGGAUCAUCAAAUGGCUUUACAGCUGUAAGAGGGCCAAGGAGAGCAGAGGGGCAUCCCCGGACCUACCCUGAAACAAGGAAACUCGUAUGCUGAGACUUGUGGUGGAACAUGCAUCAAAGACUUGCCACCUUGGCCAAUGGGAACAAACAUUCCAGUGGGUGCUUGGUAUGCUGGGACUUGUAGUGGCACCCUACCCUGAUUUGCUAUACGUGCAUUCCAAGACUUGACCACAGGGAACACACUCCAUAGGUGAUGGUGAUUUGGUACGCUGAGACUUGUAGUGGCACCCUACCCUGAGCUGCCAUAGACAUGCAUCACAUGACUUGGCACCCUGGCCAUAGGGCUGUCCAGAUGAGUGUAUGAUAUUCUGGGACUUGUAGUGGCACCCUACCCUGAGCUGCCAUAGACAUGCAUCACAUGACUUGGCACCCUGGCCAUAGGGCUGUCCAGAUGAGUGUAUGCUAUGCUGGGACUUGUAGUGGCAUCCUAACCCAACUGCCUAUUAAUGCAUUACAAGACUUGGUACCCCGACCACAGGUAACAUACAUGGGGGCUGCCCAAGUGGGUGCUUGGCAUGCUGGGACUUGUAUUAGCACCCUUUCUAGAUCUGCUAUACAUGCAUCACAAGACUUGGCACCCUGGACCAAUCAACCAACCAUACACGCAUCACAAGACUUUGCACCUUCACCCAACUGGCCAUACACGCAUUACAAGACUUGGCACCUUCACCCGAUACAUGCGUCAUAAGACUUGGCACCCUGGCCUCAUGGAACAGACUCAAUAGGCAGCUGCCCAGAUAUGUGUUUGACAUGCUGGGACUUGUAGUGGCACAGCCGUUGGGCAGUUCCUUCCAACCCUGUACCUUGAUUGGUGGGCAGAUGUGAUGGUUUAUUAUUAUAGAGCUGCUGGACAGCGAGUGAUGACAGAUAUUUAUAUAUGACAUAGAGGAGAUACAUGGGGGUCUAUUUAUAAAAAAAAUAGGAUAUUUACUUUUUCUGUUUUGCAACGUUGUUUUUGUUUAGUAAAUGUGACAUCAGCACUAGUUUCAAAGGCUUCUGUGUCUCAUCUGUAUCUACAUAGAACAAGUGAUUGUGUUAUUAUUACAAUGGACAGGACUCUUCAUAAUACACUAGUGCUCAUUUCAGCGAUAAACCAUUGAUGUGUUUUAUAUGUCUAAUGCCGGAAAGGAGAAAUGCUCCCUAGCAGUGUAAGGGUUAAGUACUCGUUUAGGUGUAGGGGGCUCUUUUACUUGGUCGAUCCUCUAAGUUCCAGUCCCUCAGUGUACUCUCCUCCAAUGCAAGGCUAUGGUCUCUGCUUUGGGAUUGAUGACUACCAGAACGUAGGGGAGAAUAGGAUGUGGGGAUCGGUCUUAUAGCCUGGGGGGAGCGGAGGAUUGGCUAAGCAAAACUGUUUUUUUGAGGCCUCAUAGACCUAAACAAGCAUUUAUCCCUGGCAGCCCCACUGCAAAAGGAGCAUUUUUUUCUUUCCGAGCAGAUGGGCUUUAAUGUUCGAACCAGAAAAGAUAAUACCCCUAAGUACAUUCGAUUUUGGCCCAUUCUCUCAACAGUUGGCUAACUCGGGACAGAACGAAUGUACAUGCUGUUUCGCUGGACGAAUAGCUCUAUUUUUUUUAUAAAUAGACCCCAUAGAGUCAUUGCCAGGUUCCCUGUGCUCUCAGCUACACGCCAAGGUCACAUAUUUCAGAGUGCCAAUGUGUUUCUGAGAGGACAGGGAACAUGGGAUCUUACACUGGGAUGGACAUCCUCUGGUAACUGAACGGUUCGCUCCUUUGGGGAUCGUUGCAUGCAAUCCGGUUCCAUCUUUAUUGUAUUCUAUCCUAUGCACAGUGUUGUCUGCAAUGUAUUUAUGGUGCGGCCUGUGUGGCUGCACAUUUUUUUUUCCAAUGCUCUGUUAACUAAAAGCUUUAACGAGAAAGAAAAAUAUAUAUAUUCUUUAUCUUUUGCAA